Molecule: messenger RNA, 5943 nt
Organism: Anolis carolinensis (green anole)
Lineage: Eukaryota; Metazoa; Chordata; Lepidosauria; Squamata; Anolidae
Gene: atp9b
Product: ATPase phospholipid transporting 9B (putative)
Exons: 30
Coding region: 92-3511 (1139 amino acids)
Biological process (GO): phospholipid translocation; endocytosis; retrograde vesicle-mediated transport, Golgi to endoplasmic reticulum
Cellular component (GO): endosome; plasma membrane; trans-Golgi network
Molecular function (GO): ATP hydrolysis activity; ATP binding; ATPase-coupled intramembrane lipid carrier activity
Source: RefSeq, a predicted model, not a curated record
CAUUACGCGGAAGCCGUGACGUCAGGCGGGCGCCGCUGAUGACGACUCAGGCCAGUUCGCGAGCGGAGGGAGUGAGGGAGAGGGCGGAAAAAUGGCGGACCAAAUCCCCCUGCACCCGGUCCCGCGCAGCACCCAGCGCAGGGCGGCUUAUUAUACCCACGCCUCAGCCGCGCAGAGGCAUAACAGGUACCAGGUAGAAGAUGAGUCCUCUCAUUUGGAUGAAAUGCCAUUGAUGAUGUCAGAGGAAGGUUUUGAAAAUGACGAAAGUGAUUACCACACUUUACCAAGAGCCAGAAUUUCUCAGAGAAGAAGAGGUUUAGAAUGGUUUGUCUGUGGUGGCUGGAAAUUUCUUUGUACCAGUUGCUGUGAUUGGCUCAUAAACAUUUGUCGGCGAAGGAAAGAACUGAAAGCACGCACAGUCUGGCUUGGAUGUCCUGAAAAAUGUGAAGAAAAAUACCCAAGAAAUGCGAUAAAAAAUCAAAAAUAUAAUAUCUUUACAUUUAUACCUGGGGUUUUAUAUGAACAAUUCAAGUUUUUCUUGAAUCUUUAUUUUCUCGUUGUCUCCUGCUCACAGUUUGUACCGGCUCUGAAAAUAGGCUACCUCUACACCUACUGGGCUCCUCUGGGAUUUGUUUUGGCUGUCACAGUGCUGCGAGAGGCAGUUGAUGAAUUUCGGCGUUACCAGCGAGACAAGGAAGUGAACUCCCAAUUAUAUAGCAAGCUUACGAUACGAGGUAAAGUUCAAGUUAAAAGCUCAGACAUUCAAGUUGGAGACCUCAUCAUAGUGGAAAAGAAUCAACGAAUCCCAUCUGACAUGGUGUUUUUAAGAACUUCAGAAAAAACAGGUUCAUGUUUUAUCCGAACCGAUCAGCUAGAUGGUGAAACAGACUGGAAACUAAAAGUUGCUGUUAGUUGCACACAGAGAUUACCAGCUUUAGGGGAUCUUUUUUCCAUCAAUGCAUAUGUUUAUGCUCAGAAGCCACAAAUGGAUAUACACAGUUUUGAAGGCACCUUUACACGGGAAGACAGUGAUCCAUCUGUUCAUGAAAGUCUAAGCAUUGAAAAUACCUUAUGGGCAAGCACUGUUGUUGCUUCAGGAACAGUAAUUGGUGUUGUUAUUUACACUGGAAAAGAAACUCGAAGUGUAAUGAACACAUCCAAUCCAAAGAAUAAGGUUGGCUUGCUGGACCUUGAGCUGAAUCAGCUAACCAAAGCACUAUUCUUGGCUCUAGUUGCACUUUCAGUUGUAAUGGUCACCUUGCAAGGAUUUGUAGGGCCAUGGUACCGCAAUCUUUUUCGAUUUCUCCUUCUUUUUUCAUACAUAAUCCCCAUCAGUUUACGAGUGAAUCUAGAUAUGGGUAAAGCAGCCUAUGGAUGGAUGAUCAUGAAGGAUGACAAUAUACCCGGAACUGUUGUCCGAACUAGCACCAUACCUGAAGAACUGGGGCGUCUGGUGUAUCUACUAACAGAUAAAACAGGUACUCUGACUCAGAAUGAGAUGAUAUUUAAGCGCCUCCACCUUGGCACUGUGUCAUAUGGAACAGACACAAUGGAUGAGAUUCAAAAUCAUAUUGUUAAUUCCUAUUCCCAGGCACAUUCCCAAGCUAGUGGAAACAGUACCAGUUCAACGCCAUCCAGAAAGAUCCAAUCUUCUGCACCUAAAGUCCGCAAAACUGUCAGCAGCCGAAUACACGAAGCAGUCAAAGCCAUUGCAUUGUGCCACAAUGUUACACCUGUGUAUGAAUCCAGAACAGGAGUGACUGGAGAAACAGAAUAUGCAGAGGUAGAUCAGGAUUUCAGUGACGAAAACAGAACUUAUCAAGCUUCAAGCCCCGAUGAGGUAGCUCUGGUGCAGUGGACAGAAAGUGUUGGUCUUACUUUGGUGAACAGAGAUUUGACUUCAAUGCAACUGAAAACCCCUGGUGGACAGAUUUUGACCUACUAUAUUCUGCAAAUUUUUCCUUUCACAUCUGAGAGCAAGCGAAUGGGAAUCAUAGUGAGGGAUGAAUCUACAGGUGAAAUCACAUUUUACAUGAAAGGUGCAGAUGUUGCUAUGUCCUCCAUUGUUCAGUAUAAUGACUGGCUAGAAGAAGAGUGUGGUAACAUGGCAAGAGAAGGACUUCGCACUCUGGUUGUGGCCAAGAAAUCAUUAACAGAAGAACAGUAUCAGGAUUUUGAGAAUCGAUAUAAUCAAGCAAAAUUAAGUAUACAUGACAGAACUCUCAAAGUGGCUGCAGUGGUAGAGAGUUUGGAAAGAGAAAUGGAAUUAUUGUGUCUCACUGGAGUUGAAGAUCAACUACAGGCUGAUGUUAGGCCAACACUGGAAAUGCUACGAAAUGCUGGAAUAAAGAUAUGGAUGCUAACAGGGGAUAAAUUGGAGACUGCCACUUGCAUUGCCAAAAGCUCCCACUUAGUAUCCAGAACCCAAGAUAUUCACAUUUUCAGACCUAUAAUCAGUCGCGGAGAAGCUCAUUUGGAACUAAAUGCAUUCAGGAGGAAACACGACUGUGCGUUAGUAAUAUCUGGGGAUUCUUUGGAGGUCUGUUUGAAGUACUAUGAGCAUGAAUUUGUAGAACUAGCAUGUCAGUGUCCAGCUGUCGUCUGCUGUCGAUGUUCUCCCACCCAAAAAGCCCACAUUGUAAAAUUGUUGCAACACCAUACAGGAAAGCGUACAUGUGCCAUAGGUGAUGGAGGAAAUGAUGUUAGUAUGAUCCAGGCAGCAGACUGUGGAAUUGGAAUUGAAGGAAAGGAAGGGAAACAAGCUUCCUUGGCUGCCGAUUUUUCCAUUACACAGUUUAAGCACAUUGGCAGACUGCUGAUGGUACAUGGCCGAAAUAGCUAUAAAAGAUCAGCAGCACUUGGUCAAUUUGUCAUGCACAGAGGCCUUAUUAUUUCAACUAUGCAGGCUGUGUUUUCUUCAGUCUUCUAUUUUGCAUCGGUUCCUCUAUACCAGGGUUUCUUAAUGGUAGGGUAUGCCACCAUAUAUACAAUGUUUCCAGUUUUUUCAUUAGUGUUGGAUCAAGAUGUGAAACCAGAAAUGGCACUGUUAUAUCCAGAACUUUACAAAGAUCUUACUAAGGGAAGAUCUUUGUCAUUUAAAACCUUCCUCAUCUGGGUUUUAAUCAGUAUUUACCAAGGUGGAAUUCUGAUGUAUGGAGCUCUUCUCCUUUUUGAAUCUGAAUUUGUCCAUGUUGUUGCCAUUUCCUUCACUGCACUAAUCCUGACUGAGCUCUUGAUGGUUGCACUUACCAUACGAACUUGGCAUUGGUUAAUGGUGGUAGCGGAAAUCUUCAGUCUUUGCUGCUAUGUGGCCUCCCUUGCAUUUCUCAAUGAGUAUUUUGGCAUAGGCAGAGUGUCUUUUGGAGCUUUCUUAGAUGUUGCCUUUAUCACAACUGUGACCUUCCUGUGGAAAGUGUCAGCCAUCACUGUAGUAAGCUGUCUUCCACUUUAUAUUCUGAAGUACUUAAAACGUAAAUUUUCUCCUCCAAGUUACUCUAAACUUACCUCGUAAAAGUGGCUGAAUACCUGGGUUAUUUUUCCACCAAGAUGACUCUAGCUAGGCAUUGCUUCAAGGAUUCUCAUUCUACUUCAGCGAUAUGUCAAAGAAGGAAAAAUAAUAACAAUAAAAAUUGAGUAAACAGAGCACAAAGGAGACUGAAGCAUCAGAUAGGAGUUACAGUGAAAUUUAUUAACAGAACCACUUAAAACAAGUACAUUUCAUUUUAUAUGUGACUCUUUUAAACUUCUCGGUUAGAAUUGCUUUUGAAUUUAUUUAAUGGCUACUGUAAAGGAUUUAUUCCUCCUGCACUAUUUUUCUGCAUAUAGAACAGAAAACAUUUUUGCUAUAAGCUCCUGAUUUUGGAACAGUUGCAUUCUCUCACAGAACGAGUAAUUCAUUCAUAAGAAGUGUAACAAGCCUAGAAAGUGUAAAUGUCAUUGUAUUUGCUGCUAUAUGUAUCUCCGAUAUAUGCACUAUAUGAAUUACGAACAGCUGUCCACGUAGCACAGUGUUAGUCUGGGAUCUGUGGUCUCGUUCCUCUGUGCUCUCCAUUGCUACGCUACAUUGGGGCAUCUGAACCUUUGGCAGCAGCUUUUCCAUGGCAAACGGAGCCAACUUGCACACAAUGUGAUGAAAAUAAUGUUCUGUACAUAAGUCCUUUGUUCAGUACAGACUGCCACUUCUCUGUUCAGUAAAUGUUUUAUAAGUUCCUACCUGCUUUUGUAUUGUAAAAUAGUACUCAAAUGUCAGCACAUUAGAAGACAAUUCAUUUUUCGGAAUUAAACUUCUAUGACACAGCCCACCAAGACUAGGUUCAUUUUACUUGGCGAUACAAUAAGCCCCAAUAAAUUGAAAGAUUCUUUAAGCCAUGGUUCUCAACCUAUGGGUCCCCAGAUGUUUCGGCCUUCAACUCCCAGAAAUCCUAACUGUUGGUAAACUGACUGGGAUUUCUGGGAGUUGUAGGCCAAAACACCUGGGGACCCACAGGAUGAGAAUCACUACUUUAAGCAGCCAUGCUUAAGAUAUUAUUCCCAAAUAUAUGUAUCUGCCUCCCCCUGCUUGAACUGGAUUCCUCCACUGAUUUCAACAGAGGGAGCUGAUACACAUAAUAAUUCCUUUUUCGCAUACAGACUAACUUUUUCAGUUUAAAUUAAUGAGGGUUCCCCCCACUCACAUUAUGUGAGCAUAAACUGUACCUUAAAUUCUGGGUCAGGCACGUACAAUGCACAUUAUCUGUUUACUUAAGGUUACUCAGGUAAAAAAAGAAUAACAUGGACAUGAUAAUGGUAGAAAAUCCACCAUCUUCCAAAACAUAAUUUGUAUAAUUCUGAGUUACUGCAAGAAAAAAAGCGACACUCUGUAAUUUGAUGUACUCUUGAAAAAAAAAGGUAUUCUUUUAUGUACUGUAUUGUUACAGGAUACAUUUUCCCCCACAUGCUGUUUCUUUUUUUCUUUUUCCCCCUCAAGUAAUACAGGGAUCAGGUUAUUCAGCAUAGUUAGAUAUCCAUCAAAGGGACAGGCAUGAUUUUACUAUGCUUUACUCAAUGAGAAUUUAUUUGUACAUUUUGAGCUGUUAGCAACUAUGUUGUAUAUCAUCUUGUUUUGCUCGAGUGUCUCACAAGAAAGCCUUUUGUAGUACCAGCAUCUUAAACCCUUGUUAUGUUAUAAUGAUACUGAACUUCAAACACUUCCAGCAAAAGACUGUUGGCAAAUUAUCCGAGAUACAAUCCAUUCCAUUUAUUUUGAAAACGUUUGCUUUCUUUAAAAAAAGACUUUUGAACCAUUCUUCAUUAUAAAAGCAAUAAAACCUCAUUUCUACCAAAUAUUAUUGAUGGUUUGUAAAAUAAAUGUAUUGAAGCUUAUUUAUUUUUAUGCUGUAUUCAGUAAUGUUUUGUUUUUAUUUUAGUGACCUUAUAAACCAUCAGUUAAUCCUAAUGCCCACUAGAUGUCACUGGGAGGUGGGUGUUUUAUGUGCUAGCACACUGCUUUGCUCCUAAUAUGUGAAAUGUGCAAAGCUUUUUUAAAAAUGCUACAUUUUAACUGUUGCUGAAAAAUAAAUCUAAAAUAUAUUUAGUUAUGUGGGAACAGUUCUGAAUUUUAAAAAUCCAAAUUAACAGCUGACGAACAGAGCAGUCAGCUCAUUAUAUCCAGUGUCCAUUCUUAUUGUCAUUCCUCAUUCUUGUAUUCCAAGCAGAUGACAGUACCAUGCUUAAAUCUGGUAUGUGAACAAAAUUUUAAGGAUGAUGUUUGCUCAUCUUUUCCUAUAAAAUGCCUUUAUUAUGGGGUAAAUUAAUUUUUAAAAAACACAAUCAACCUGACUGAACAAAUGCAAGUAGUUCUUUCUAGCAUAUCUGUGUACAGGAAUGCUGGCAAAUAAAUAAGUGUACUGUGUAUCUCAUGUAUAUAAUGUGUAUAUAUGUACAUUAAAAAUUGACUGACAAUUA